AUGGAGGGACAAAGACCUUCCACUGUCUACCUCGUCAUCGCCAUCAUCAUGGCCGUCCUCAUCUUUCUCAACAUCCUCAUCGGCAUCGCCUACCUACUCAUCCCCAAGGACUGCAUCCGCUGCGGCCCCGAGAACCAGCAACCACCUCGUCGUAACCCGAACAACCUUGCUCCUGCGUACAGCCUUCGCUCCAUCUUCGUCUCUGGCUCUCACGGUCGUCGCGUUGCCAUCAUCAACGGCUUUGUUGAGGUGGAUGAUGACUUUGACGCUUGGGCGUACUGGGCGACGGACUCGGAAGAAACGCUCAGGGGAAUCACCACCCAUUCGCAGUCUCAGCCUCAGGGUCAGACUCAGGUUCAAUCUCAGCAGUACCCCUACGGUCUUCACAGAGAUGCAGGUGCAGGCAUAGUCAGCACCAGGCCAUCUGCCGCUGCCGAGUAUGGCUACCAGCACCACAACGAGCGCAUGGAGAUUCCCCUCGAAGGCACUGUUGCCAGAGUUCCUGCCCACAGAACCAGUGGUGGAUUUGCCUUUACCGAGUACGACCUCGAGCCGCCCAUGGAGUACGCCGCUGAGCGAGCUGCCUCGCGCCAUUCCCACCCUCUUGCUCGUGGUAAUGAGAUCGACCUCCCGCAGACGCCUACGCCCACGGUGCGUACUUGGGGAAGAGACAGCGACGCUACCAUUCGAGCUGUCGUGGACAAUCCCCGGAUGAGCGUUGGUGGCUCGAGGCCCAAGAGUUACCGCUCUGAGGGACAGGCUGCGAACGACCCUGGCCAUCAGGGCUAUUGA
Messenger RNA from Trichoderma breve, 792 nucleotides. RefSeq lists its product as uncharacterized. Bases 1 to 792 code for a protein of 263 amino acids. NCBI's taxonomy places the organism in Eukaryota, Fungi, Ascomycota, Sordariomycetes, Hypocreales, Hypocreaceae. The record is from RefSeq and is a predicted model, not a curated record. The transcript has a single exon.